GAUACCCUUCCCUUCUCCAUCGUCGACCACCAUGCCGCUUAAUUACUCUAAGUGGGAUCAACUUGAGCUCUCCGAUGACUCCGACAUCGAAGGGCACCCCAACAAGCGCGAAGCACGCAAGCAGCGCAUUGCUGCCUUCCAAGCAGAGAUCGCAUGCAAUAACGUGCUUGCACCGCGUCUUAAGAUAAUACGCGAGCGUUUUACAGGGGAGACUGCUGAUAAUACCCAGACGACGGGGCAGUGGGCAGAAGACUUCGGAGGAUUCGAACGUCUCGAGACGUCUCCUUCAUCCGCUGCGCCCCCCACGAAUGCAAAGAAUCAGCCCACGUACGAUGCAAUGGUCCUUUCUCUGCUAUUACAGAUAUAUGACGAAGCCAAGCCUCUCCCAAGCGAUGAGCAAGAGAGAAGCCAUCCUCAGCUGUCUAGAUCGGCAUAUAUCACAGAGAAAGACUUGGAGGAAGAGGUGCGCGAGCAGAAAAAGCAUAUCACUAGUGAAGACAUCAAGGAAGGGUGGGAGAACAAGUACGUUCCUCCACCGCCCGCUCCCCCACCGAUCAAGAGUGCAUCAUCCGAUACCUCCAAGAAGAGGAAGACGACAACGGCUACUACUACCUAUGAAGUCCUCAACCCAGGGGCUUCUUCGUCUGCAGCUGCCCAAUCUGAAGCACUGGCAUCGGUGAUGGUGAUGACUGAUGAUGAACUUCCCGAACUCACACCUGCUCUCACACAAUUUUCUCACUUGCCUUUGUGGGACUAUGAGGCUUCCUUUUCCUUCAUCCAGCAAAAUCGCGCCGUAUUUGUACCGGGCGCAUCGGACGCGCUCCUCGUGGCUGCAUUCCGAGCUCAGGUGGAAGGCAAGGCCAAGUACGCCAAGCAGUGCUACUGUGACAAGCUCGGUAAAGACGGCGUUCGCGUGUUCUUCCAAAAGAUGAUCGGAGGCGACAAACGCGCCAUCCCCGUGUUCGCGAAAGACGUUGAGGAUACGUAUUCACACAUCGUAACACGCGCCAAGGCCACUGCUGCGUCAUCGUCUGGCUCUGCACAGAAGGAGCAAAUACAACUCGUCCCCGAGAACCCGAAUGCGACGAUUAGCUUCAAUGUGCCCGAUGGCCUACCGCCGGAUGAUCUCCGUCUCGAGGGACCGGGCACAGAAGAUCUUGGCAUCGAAGAAGUCCGCAGGGCUCUGACGAUGCGUUGGCAAGUAUUCAACUCGUUCCCCGAGCCGCUGAAGGUGGCCCUUAAAGAGGGAACACUGGAGGCCGUGAAUAAGGUACUUGGGGAGAUGGAAGUUGCGGAGGCAGAGGACGUCGUGUCGAAGUUAGACAUGACUGGGAUCAUGAAUUUUGCUGAAGGUGGCAUCAGGGACGAAACGGCUAAGGCCGCGGAGGUCGAAGGUGAGGAACAGGGCGACAGACAGGGCGACGGAGACGGAGAGGGAGACUGAAGGAGAAGGGGCAGGCACGUUGAUUUAUUUGUGUAGCACUGGCGUUGCUUGUAUCUCAGUGGCGGAGAAGACGGGAAGUACGAAAUUCCAUGUAUUAUACAUGUUCAUCGUCAUAUCGGAAGUAUCGUACGAAGAAUGUAAGGGUUGUAGUAGCGCGGAGCUUCAGUCAAGUUCUCCAAG
Pisolithus orientalis is the source of this 1624-nucleotide messenger RNA. RefSeq lists its product as uncharacterized. The coding region runs from base 32 to 1444 and encodes 470 amino acids. Gene Ontology annotation, cellular component: cytoplasm. The record is from RefSeq and is a predicted model, not a curated record. Lineage: Eukaryota; Fungi; Basidiomycota; Agaricomycetes; Boletales; Pisolithaceae. The transcript has 8 exons. Gene Ontology annotation, biological process: protein stabilization; protein folding. Gene Ontology annotation, molecular function: protein kinase binding; heat shock protein binding; protein-folding chaperone binding.